Babesia bigemina is the source of this 2397-nucleotide messenger RNA. RefSeq names its product heat shock protein 90, putative. The record is from RefSeq and is a predicted model, not a curated record. The coding region runs from base 1 to 2397 and encodes 798 amino acids. Gene Ontology annotation, biological process: cellular response to heat; protein stabilization; protein folding. Gene Ontology annotation, molecular function: ATP hydrolysis activity; ATP-dependent protein folding chaperone; ATP binding. Lineage: Eukaryota; Apicomplexa; Aconoidasida; Piroplasmida; Babesiidae. The transcript has a single exon. Gene Ontology annotation, cellular component: perinuclear region of cytoplasm; cytosol; protein-containing complex.
AUGAGGAGAUCAUUUGCUGUAAUGCUCCAGUGCAUUGCGACAAUCUUCGCCGUCAUCCAUUUCCAAAAUGUUGAGGUUUUCGCUAAUGAGGAGAAGGGUGUUGAAUCAAGCAUUGACUCCGCCGAUUUCGGCAGCGACAAUAUUCAGCCGAGGAUCCACGUCGAAAGUACUGAGGAAGACACAUCGGAUGGCGCUGCCGACAGCGAGGUAGUGAUUACCGAACCUGAAGACACAGUCAGUUUAUCCGACGAUGAGAUGUCGAGCGCUGCGAAACACGGGGAAAGCCACACGUACCAGGCUGAUUUCGCCAGAGUUAUGGAUAUAAUCGUCAACUCGCUUUACUCUAAAAAGGAAGUGUUCCUUAGGGAGCUGAUCUCAAACUCGGCUGAUGCUCUGGAAAAAUACAAAAUUUUAGAACUCCGAGAAAAUCGCGCUGAUUCGGGUGACGAAUUGGCCAUAAGGAUUAGGGCAUCGGCUGCCAAGAGGACUCUCACAAUUCUUGACACCGGUGUCGGUAUGACGAAGCACGAACUGAUUAACAACCUCGGAACGAUUGCCAAAUCCGGUACUGCUAACUUCGUAGACGCGAUAUCUAAGGGUGAGAAUGAUGCCAACCUUAUUGGUCAAUUCGGUGUCGGUUUCUACUCUGUCUUCCUCGUUGCGGACAGCGUUGUGGUACAGUCUAAGCAUUGGAACGACAAACAAUACGUCUGGAAAUCGUCAGCUGACACAAAGUACGAGCUCUACGAAGACCCAAAGGGCAAUACACUUGGUGAGCACGGUACUCAAAUCACGCUGUUCCUGAAAGAGGACGCCACGGAAUAUCUCGAAGCCGCAAAGAUCGAAGAAUUAAUAAAGAAGCAUAGCCAAUUCGUUAGGUUCCCCAUCUACGUCCUUACUGUGGACAAGGAAUCUAAAGAAGCCAAAUGGAAACACGUCAACGAUGUGAAGCCAAUUUGGGCAAGAGAUAAAUCCGAGAUUACCGAUGAAGAGUACACGGAAUUUUACCAGGCAAUCAGCGGCGCACGUUCGAAGCCCCUUGCUCAUAUUCACUUUGUCGCCGAAGGAGAUGUAGAAUUUAGAUCACUUCUAUUCAUUCCGGAACGCCCUAAGAGCUCGUACUUCGACACCGAUGACGUAGGUCACCAGGUUAAGAUUUACGCGAGGAGGGUACUGGUGUCGGACCGACUCCCUGAUUUCCUUCCGAGAUACCUUUACUCGAUUUGCGGUGUAGUCGACAGUGACAAUUUCCCUCUUAAUGUCUCUCGAGAGCACCUGCAACACAGUAAGAUGAUUAAAAUCAUCGGUAAGAAGAUUGUCAGAUCCGUGCUAUCCACCCUUCAAAACCUCAUGAAAGAAAGCUUCGACAGCAAGAAAAAGUUGCAGGAAGAGAUUGAUGCAGAAACGGAUGAGGAAAAGAAAACGGAACUCACGAAAAAGCUGACAGCAAAAACGACAUUCGACAAGUUCUACCAAAACUUCCGAGGAUCACUCAAGGUCGCGUGCUAUGAUGAUGCCUCCAACAGAAAGAAGAUUGCGAAAUUGCUCAUGUACCAGACUUCUAAGCACAAGUCGGACGAAAUCACACUCGAUCAGUACAUAGCAGAAAUGCCGGAGACGCAGAAGGCCAUUUACUACGCCAGCGGCGAUUCGUACAAUGCCAUUCACAGCAGCCCCCAUCUACAGGGAUUCCAUAAGCGUGGCAUCGACGUGCUAUACCUCACCGAUACUAUGGACGAAUCGUGCAUUAACCAGCUCUACGAGUACGAGGGCAAAUCGUUCAAGUCCGUGCAAAAGGGCGACGUCGACUUUGAGCGCACCCAAGAGGAGGUGGAAAGGGAUGAGCUAACUUUGAAGAAGUACGCCCCGCUAAUUAAGGUGCUGAAGGAAAACAUAAGCGAGAUCUACGACGUGCAACUGUCUCGCAGGCUGACUGACGACCCAUGCAUCGUGGUUGUCACUGAAUGGGGAAUGUCACCAAACAUGGAGAAAAUCGUCAAAUCCUAUGUUGUAAACAAGAAGGAUGACGAUGUGGAUCCUUUUGGAUCAGGUAUGCGUUCUCGCAUUUUGGAGAUCAAUGGUGAUCAUCCGAUUAUGAUUGAGCUGCUUAAGAGAUGUAAGAACGACACCGUGGACUCCAGUGUCAUCGAUUCCAUGAAGCUGCUCUACAACGCGGCAAAGCUGGCCGGAGGAUUCUCGAUCGAGAACCCUACCACGCUGACGCGCACGGCAUACUCAUACCUGUCUGAUCAACUCAACGUCGAUGCCUCUGCGACCAUUGAUGACAUCGCGUACACCCCUGAAGCCGAGGACGAGACCACUGAAUCGCCCGAAGACAUGGAGCUAGAGGAAAUCGACCUCGACGACGAGGGUAAACCUGUCAACGAUGAACUUUGA